AUGGCUGCUCCCGACUCACCACGUUCAUCGCAGUCUCCUCCGCCUGUGGGCCGCCAAGGUGACUUGGAAUUAGAGCUACUCGGUCUUGCCAAUGCCCUGUAUAACCUAGGAACGACGGUUGUCAAUGACUCGACAAAGGAAAGGGAAAAGGGUGGUGUCAAGCAGGUCGGAUUGAGAGUUAACGAUGUUGUUAAUCACCUUUCAGCCAUCGAUGACAUGGCCCAGGACAUCAGGACCAUGAUUCCAUUGCAGGUCCUGACGGACAUCGACAAUGCUAAGAACCCAAUGCAACUCACCAAAGAACAAAUCGAGAGAGCAGCGACGGAAAAUCAGUUUAUGAAUGCAAAAGUCGCUGCUUUGGCUUCCUACCGCACCAUGCUCAACGAGGCUCUCGCUCAACAUUUCCCUGACCUAGAGGGUCAUAUCAACCCUCGACCCGAACCAAGUGGCUAG
Coprinopsis cinerea okayama7#130 is the source of this 453-nucleotide messenger RNA. RefSeq lists its product as hypothetical. Gene Ontology annotation, molecular function: transcription coregulator activity. The transcript has 3 exons. Bases 1 to 453 code for a protein of 150 amino acids. Gene Ontology annotation, cellular component: mediator complex. NCBI's taxonomy places the organism in Eukaryota, Fungi, Basidiomycota, Agaricomycetes, Agaricales, Psathyrellaceae. Gene Ontology annotation, biological process: regulation of transcription by RNA polymerase II. The record is from RefSeq and is a predicted model, not a curated record.